UUGCGAUUUUUGCACAAUACUUGACACGUGAUAUAUAUACAUUUUUAAUAUAUUAUUAUCAUAUCAUAUUACAUUUCAACAGUUUGUUUAUUGUAUUGUAAUUAAGUCAUGACGCAGUCACUUGGUUAAAGACCAUACAUAAAAUCCACAUUUCACAUCUGUUGCGAAUUGCCGAAUUGCGAUAACAUACAAGUCCCAAUAGUCUUAUCAUAUAGGUAUAUCAUAAAUUUUUAUGAAUUGACAAAAAAUAAAAAUUGUUGGAGAAUGGAGCGACAUACUUUUAUUGGACCCAUUAUUCAAACAAAUAACGAUGGUAAAUUAAUUAUUCAAAAAAAUGCAACAUUGAUUGUUGAAGCUGGAAAGAUAAUUAAUGUGUAUGAAAAUAUUGAUGAUGAUAUAAAAAAAAAUGAUGAUGAUGAUGAUGAUGAUGAAAAGAGUAAUGUAACAUAUUUAAAAGAGGGACAAUUUUUAAUUCCUGGUUUUAUUGAUUGUCAUAUUCAUGCUGUACAAAUGCCAAAUAUUGGACUUGGAUAUGAUGAACCACUUUUAGAUUGGCUUGAAAAUUACACAUAUCCAUUGGAAAAUAAAUAUACUGAUUUAAAAUUUUCUGAAAAAGUUUACGAUGCUGUUGUAAAACGAACAUUAAAUGUUGGAACAACUACUGCUUGUUACUUUGGUUCACUUUAUGACGAUUCAACAUUUAUUUUGGCAGAAAAAGCAUCGAAAUAUCAUCAACGAGCAUUUGUUGGAAAAAUAAAUGCCAACGUUUUUCGAGAUGAUGGAUAUUUUGAAGAAACAAAUGUAUCUAUUGAAAAUACUAAAAAAUUCAUUGACAAUGUUCUCAGUCUUAAUGAUCCUUUGGUUCAGCCAAUAAUAACACCAAGAUUUGCACUUUCUUGUGAUAUGGAUUUACUCAAGCAACUUGGAAAAUUAGCACAAGAAAAAAAUCUUCAUAUACAAACUCAUGUGUCUGAAAAUUUAAGUGAAAUUGAAAUAUGCAAAGAAAUGUUUAAAGACUGUCCAACAUACUGCAAUGUUUAUGAAAAAGCUGGUUUAUUAACAAACAAGACAGUAUUGGCUCAUGGAAUUUAUCUACAAGACAGUGAACUUGAUUUGCUCAAAAAAUAUAAAACAGCGGUAAUACAUUGUCCAUCAUCAAACACCUAUUUAAUGAGUGGUCUUUGUAAUAUUCAAAGAUUAAUAAGUAGAGGUGUCAAAGUUGGUUUAGGAACUGAUGUUGCUGGUGGAAGUAAUCCAUCUAUGCUAGACACAAUAAGAUCAGCCAUAACUGUAUCCAAUCAUUUGGCACAUAUUCAUGAAAAUAAACCAUUAAACUAUGUAGAUUUAUUUCAUUUAGCAACAAUUGGUGGAGCAAAAUCACUUGGAAUUGAUGACAAAGUUGGAAGUUUAACAACUGGAAAAUAUUUUGAUGCUCUUUUGAUUGACAUGAAUAAUCAUCAUCAUAAUGGACCACUUGAUAAUUUAAUUGAUUAUACACUUGAACAACAGCUACAACGUUUAAUUUAUUCUGGUGAUGAUAGAAAUAUUUAUCAGGUAUUUGUUGCAGGUCACAAAGUUAAAUAA
Aphidius gifuensis is the source of this 1584-nucleotide messenger RNA. RefSeq names its product guanine deaminase (gene DhpD). The coding region runs from base 265 to 1584 and encodes 439 amino acids. Lineage: Eukaryota; Metazoa; Arthropoda; Insecta; Hymenoptera; Braconidae. The record is from RefSeq and is a predicted model, not a curated record. Gene Ontology annotation, cellular component: cytosol. Gene Ontology annotation, molecular function: guanine deaminase activity; zinc ion binding. The transcript is spliced from 7 exons. Gene Ontology annotation, biological process: guanine catabolic process.